GCAGCGGAUGCAGAUCCAUUUGGGAACUCGCGCGAGUGAAUCUGCGAGCAAAGCAGUCUGAUCAAUUUCAUGAACAGAAGACGAUCGAAGUCAUGCGGGAAAGCAAGUGGAAGCGUAAGAUUCCGACGUUGCCCCAGUCAGGGUACAUGAAACAGAAAGGAAGCGUGUGGGCAUAUCAAUCUUGGACGACGACGGACGUCGACUGAGCCGAUGAAGAACAGAGGCAGUUGAUCGUAAGCAGUGAGAUGAACAGCGGUAAUUGUUAGCUUAGAUCGUAUCGAUGCGAAAGAGAAUUCAGAUUCUAUGAUCAACAAACACAGCCAGCGUGCAUCAAUUUGCUCCCGCCAUCUCCAAUAUUUUGUCAGGUCCAUAGGUCCUCGUAUUCCCGAGCAAGAGUUUAGUUCAUAGUCACGACAUUAGAUUGUAAUCCAGAAUAUGAGGACAGCUUAUCUUGUUGAAGACGAAGAGCUGGAUGCUGUGAUCCUUGGUAAGGAGGGCUAUAACGAAACUGAAGAGCUCGGGAUUGAGCACACUGUCACUUGGCAUACGGCACGGACAAGGAGACGCGAUAAGCAUCAACACUAUGGCAGAACAGUUUGAAAGCAGAACAGCUCGAAGGCUUUCGCUUGGUAGUUGGCAAGAAUGAGCAUAUGUGGCAAAUAUAAGCAGGAGCAACCAGAACUCCAGUAAUUGGAUAUCACAUCGUUCAAAUAUGAGAUUCAAUUCACUGCAUCAUGUGAAUCAUUAUGUCUCGAACCGGGUGCUGUUCGGUGGAUUCUUCGUUGACUUCGGUUGCUGGAAGAGUCUCCUUAAUGCAGGUGGCUGGCAGGUGAAAUGGCAGAGGCUGAGGCAGAACGAAUUGUCAUUGUUGAUGGUCGCUGGAUGCCCUUAUUCCGUAGGGCUGGCACCCCUGUACAGCUGACUUAGUUUCCCACAACAAUCAUGACGGCCCCUGGAAAGCCAAUCACUUAAGUUUCCACCGAUUUCCUGCUGUUGGUGUUAAUCUGCACGUCUGCGUCUAUUCGUUUCUACUAAGUUGCCACCAUUUGUGCUCAUCGGUCCUCUUCUUCCCAUCGGCUACCACUCAACUCAGCAUUAAACCUUUACUUGCAUUCUGCCAUUGAGACGGCCAAACAGCGAUCAAAACUAUUCAAAGGUUAUCAAGUUCUUCCUAGCAAUGAACGUCGUUCUCUCGCCCAUGGGGUUUUCGUGAAAGUGGAUCGCAAGGCAAAAUGAGAAUUGAAAUGGGCACGGGCGAUGCAGCUGAUUCCAACAAGAGGAUAACAGCAGGUGCCAUCCCAGGUUUCGCACCCACUACAACCACAGUUUUCUUCUUGAUGUCCAACUGCUCCUGAACGAGUUCGUAGUGCUUAAAAAAAUGGUAGAGUGGAGUUGAAGGACAGAUGAAAUCAAUGAUUCCAAGACUGAAGAGCUUCCAAAGAUAAAGGCGAAUAAUCCAUGCUUACACUAUUGCAUGAUGAAGAAAGUCGCUCAACUACUACACAGCAACAGAAGGCUGGAACCCUACCAAGACGCUGGUAAAACUAUCCAAUUCGAUGUGAAUUUCCGAUAAAAAAGUACCAACUGAAGGCAGGAAGUAGCUAACCAUAUUGUUACCAUCUGCAUCUACUGAAGGGAAGAUAGAGUCAUCCUCACCACCUCCCUUGUACAGAUGGUGGUAUCAUUAUAUUGGGACCCAGUGACUGUUGUCCACGACGUAGACAAUCGUAGUGAGAGGUUUGCAAAACCUUAGUACCUAGAAUAUCACAUCCAAACCUUGUAACAACGCAAUGUACUAGUGAUGACUAAGCCUUCUUUUGUCAGCAGUGAGUGGGUCUAUAAGACUGAAUCCACUUUGGAUCCUCUGUUCAACAGAGGAGGAAGGUGGUGGCCAAUGGCUUUCAUUAGCAAGAAGGGUGAACUUACGGAAAGAACCUACAAAUGUAAGAUCAACAGAAUCUGAAGGCCUUGAAAUAAAAGCUCGAAUGUUGAAUGUUAAGAACAAUUUCUUUGGACACGUACAUUACUGUGUUCAAGAUUUUCCAAAGUAGAGUCUCACCAUGAACUCUGCGUGAAAGAUGUG
Molecule: messenger RNA, 2083 nt
Organism: Marchantia polymorpha subsp. ruderalis
Lineage: Eukaryota; Viridiplantae; Streptophyta; Marchantiopsida; Marchantiales; Marchantiaceae
Source: the annotation of a GenBank genome assembly